This is a messenger RNA of Dimorphilus gyrociliatus, 6091 nucleotides long. Lineage: Eukaryota; Metazoa; Annelida; Polychaeta; Dinophilidae. The record is from the annotation of a GenBank genome assembly.
GUAGUCACACACACACAGUGCUGUAUAUAGUACUGUCGAGUUUGUGGAUUCGGUCGGCGGUAAAAAAUGUUCAAACAGGUAUGUUAUCAGAUCGUUAUUUAUAAAUGGAUUGCUAUUGUGAGUAAAUCGGCUUUGUUUCGGGAUAAUACAUCUAUAAUCUGGCAUCUUUUGGCCAUGUCUCGAUAGCAGGUAAACGCCGCACGUGUUUAUUAUAUAUGCAAUAGACCUUAUUCGGGUAAGUAAUAGCGUGAGUUAAUAGAAGAAAAAUCGAAAUUUGACGCUAUAAAAUUGACUAAUGAAAAUGAGAAGGUGAGCGAAAAGAGAGAUGGUAGAGACAGCGAGAUAUACAUAGACACGGUUAGCAAGAGAUGGAGACAGAGACACACUGAGAGUGAGAGGCUAGCGAACAGCGAAUAAGAGAAGCUGAGAGAGCAGAGUUAAAAUGAAGGAGGGACACCACGUAUUUCUCUCAAUUCGCAGUCUGCAACAAAAAACGACUAUAAACGAACGUGAUAUAAAUCUUCUAUUAAUGCUUCUCGCCUAAUUAAUCAACAGCCUAUACUCUGUUGAAAGUAGAAUAGGGCGUUGGAAAGAAUGGAAAAGACAGCUUCGGGGUUUUGCGCUUUGCACUCGUCUGGUGUAUUUUGCUUAUUGGAUAUAUGGAAAAAUGACUAGGGAAUCAAAUUGAAUUUACGAUAGACCAAUAAAUACUGCAUCUGAAGUCAAAAGUUGAACUGACCGAUCCAGGAUACAAUUUUCACAAUUUACCAUUGCUUAUCAUUAUUUAGAUUAGAAAGAGAAUGCGAUAAAUGGUAUAUCCUAUAUAAUUUAGUUUAUUUUUUUUUGAACCAGCGCCAUCUGCAGCAGAUAAUUAGGUAGUUAAUUGAAAAAUUUCCACUUUCUCUAUACUGGCACCGGUAAUCAAUUAUGGGCAAUUGAUGUCAAAAUUUUAUUGAUUUACGUAAAAUUUCGUGUCUAUAAAAUAAUACAAGUUUACUCAACAAAUUAUUUGCUGUCUAUUAAUCGAAAAAGGCCACACAUCAUUUAAUAUAGCGUUUGAUUGCUUGUUGUUACUAUCUUCUUAAUAAUGACCGACCUUGUCCGUCUCUAGAAAGUUAAUCAGAAGAAAAAAAAAUAAGAGUUUAUACGGCUUUCAUACAAUCGAAAGAAAGCUGCUUUUGAAAGACUUUAUCCUAAUCUGCGCGGCGUUUUUUUUUCCUUAAAUACAUUCGAGGAACGUUUUACGGAAGCGUUGAAAAGUAGUGAUUUUAUACGGGAAAAUUCAAAUAAGAUUUUUAAUAUUCUAUACUACAUCUCUUAUAUAUUUAUACAGUAACGCUCAAAUGGGUAGUUGUCUAUCAAAACAAGGCCGACGAAAGGAGAGCGUUGGCGAGAAUUACAGGCCAUUUGACACCGCACUAGAUGGAUCAAAUAAGACUGAAACCAUCGAAGCGAAAACCUGCAUAACUGAGGAUAAAAACAGUGCGGGCUUAGAGAAAUUGGCUCUGGAUAUUGUGCAAUCGGCUACGAAGGAGGCUCUGAAGAUCGCGGCUUGUAAAAAAUCGAACGAUGUAAGAACGAAUGGCUGUAGUGAAUUCGAUCAGAAAGACGUCAACAAGUCUCUUUGUCAAGAUGACGUCAUUUUGGUGUGCGAAGAGGAAGGCGAGAUAAAACGUUCUAAUGAAGAAUCGGAAGAGGAUAAGUUGCAAAACGUCGCCGCAGAGAUUGUGCAAAAUAGCGUGCAAUCGGCUUGUAAGGUAAAGAAAAAAAAACAGAAAAAAAAAAAUUACAAGUUCUGCAGUCACCGACAUAAAUAAGGAACAAUUACCCUAGUUUUCGGUCAUAAUAUUCCGUUCCGAUUAUCUGGCACAAGAAUAUCAUACAGGAAUCUAAUAUAUUACCACCCAUAGUCAAUAACUGAUUUAAGCUUACGUUCUGUAUUCUUUUGUAAUUUUUUUUCAUUAGUCAUUCUUUUUUUAUCAUUUCAUUAAUCAAUAUUUUUAUACCCUCUUGGCGACAAUUUUGUAAUUUCUUCUCUCUUUUUUAGGGCCAAAAUCCUUUUGCCAAUAUAUUUUUUUAUGUAGCACAUUCGUAUGUGGAUAAAAAAGAAUCUUGGCUAAAUUUAAUAUUCGACAUUCUAAAGCGCCCCCUGUCCUCUUCAUAAGACUCUGACAGACAAAAAUUUGUUUUAUUGCAAAUGAACUUGAUCUAGAAUCAUCAUCCAUGAGGAAGUUAUGCCAAAUUGUUUUCGAGGAAAAAAGCAGAGAAAUACGUUUAAAUGACGAAGAUUCAGCCAAGAAACACGAAAUACAAACGCGAUUGCGAAGCCUUGCAACUUUUUGCGAACCUCUUCAAUGCCGAGCCGUCCUAACACCCAAUACUCGUGUAACAACAUUGAAAAAUAUCGACAAAUGGCUAACGUUCGGCCCCGAGCAAGUAUUCGUCUUACACGGAGAAAGGGGAACAGGAAAAACUAGUGUAUUAUCGGAAAUGUGUAGACGGAAGAAUGCCAAAGCAACUCAUUUCUUUCAUUGGUGUGCUCCAAAUUUGGAUCACAACGAAGUAUGUUACGUUCUGCGUUCUUUUGCCCAUCAACUCUGUGAUGCGGUGCCAGACUUUGUUAGUCGUUUACCGGAAUUUGAUGAUGUUGAACAAAUACUUGCCUGUGCCGAUGUGAACGAACUUUUACAAAAGCUAUUAAUAGAACCCCUAAACGAAUCGGUCACUACUCCUCUACUGCUUUUAAUCGACGCCAUCGAUCAAUGUAGUGACGCCUGUACAAUGUCACAGUUAGUUGGUCAACUUGCCGCUAAUUCAUCACGAUUCAUUAAAGUACUCGUGUCUUGUAAAGGUCAGCAUACUGCUAGUCUCAUCGAGCAGUGUGGAGCAACAGUAAAGAGCGAGGAAUUACCCUCGUCUGGAAAGGAAGUACUAGCGGAUAUGAAGAAAAUUUUCUGCGACCAAUUGUCACCAUUUAUGGAUAAAAUCAGCCUGGACGGCGGUCUAACAACAUUAGCUAAUAAGGCUAAUGGAAAUAUGCUCUAUGCUAGAAUUGUCAACUGUGCCCUAAGGAGGCUAGAUCCAGAGUGUACAAAACUAGAAGUAAGAGACGUUCAAACUAUGUUUCCCGAUGGUUUACAGGCUCUCCUAGCCAAUACCUUUAAUGGAAUACGUUGCGGAGUCUCAGUAAAAGAAUAUGAGCAAAUGAUUGCCCCUUUGGCUUUAGCCCUAGAACCCAUCUCAUCCGCCUAUAUACAACAUGUUCAAACGGCUUUCGAUGAUCCCCUGGAAGCAUUACUCGAUGUAAUAAUUGAAGAAAAGGGUGAAAAUGAAGGGAAAAUUAGUUUAUGUGGUUUAGCAGUUGCCGAAUGGUUAUUAGACGUUGAGGGGGAAUGCGCUGUGCAUGUAGAUAAUGCUCAGAGCCAUGUGGCUGAACUCUGUGCCAAGUGGGCGUCUUCCAGGCAACAUCUUCCAUUGCAUGAAUAUGCUUUAAGAAGAGGAAUUAGGCAUAUGGUAGCUGCGAAACAUUGUAAACACGUUGCCACUCUUUUGACAAGUAUGGAAUAUCUUCAACGUAAAAUGGCUCUAAAGUCUGUUAGAUUAACUCAUCUUCUACACGAUUAUUUACUAGCAGAAAGCCUUAUCGAAACGGAUAUUACGCAAAAGGUCGCCCCUUGGGCGACGUUCGUUAGAGAGACGUCAGCAUUACUCCGCUUGAGCGGCAAAUGUGUUGUCCAAGUAGCUGCCAAUAUGGCAGCUAACGCCUCAGUAAAACAAGCUGCAAGGACUUAUUUGAAGCAUAAACCGUGGUUAGAACAUAUUGCUGGUAUAUCUCAAACCCAUUGCUACACGAUUUUAGCUGAGGAAAGGAUAGUAGCUGUAGAUUCAUCCCCCGACGGUCUGUCGAUAAUUGUCCUUACUCAGGACGAAACAUCGCAGGCUGUUAGUGCAUCGUUAGUUGAUUGUGCAACAGCCCAUUUUAAAGGGCCACCCCUCAACCUAAAAUCUAUUCGACAACGUUCGACAAAUAGUGCUCAUUGGCUACCAGACAAUUCUGCCAUUUUUGUUGGCUCUUUUGUUCAACUGCUGGCGCCUGCUGUCGGGGGCCGCUUAAAACCAGUUACUGGUUUUGACCCCGGUUGCUUAAAAUUAUCCGACGAUUAUUCUAUAGACUGUUCGUCCUGUUCUACCGGAAAUUUAAUUUGCGGUUUUACAGAUGGACAAAAAAAGCUUGUCGCUGUAUUCGACGUCAUAGCGAGGCGUUGUGUGCAUGCGGAACAGAUUGAUUGCGAAAAGUUGAUAGCUGUUUGUUCAGACACCCAAACUGUUGCGGUUCUGAUUGAAAAAAGUGGAAAGAACAAGUUAACAGUAUGGAACAAGAGUGAAUGGGAACUAAUAAGUCAAGUAGACGUAGACUGUAAGCGAAUUAGUAAAAUAACAUUCUUCCAAGACUCUAUAUUAAUGGGAUCAUCGUUGUUGUCGGAAACAAGAUUGAAAACACUGCGCUACUCGCUGGAAGACAAAACUGUUAAAGCAUGGACGGAGGAAGAACAGUCGUCACUCUUUCAUUCGACGGCAGAUGGCACUUGUGUAUAUGCUAUCUGGAAAAGAAAAAAAGCAAGCUCAUUGUGCACUAUGCGAAUAUGGCAAAAGAAAGUGGAGAGUGUUUACCGCUUAAAACAUUGUACAGCUAGUCAAAUAGACGCUGUGUUAUCUAUUAGGGAAGGGGCCGCUUUCAUAUCUCCUCAGGCUAUACGAAUCUAUCAUAUUGAUGAUUUAGAAAAAGAGGUAUCUAUACAAGAUUCACAAGUUCAUCUUGGUGAUUUAGAUGUACUAAGCGUAACUGUAUUGCCAUCAUCAAACCAAAUCUUACUAACGUCUAAUUUGUUCGGACACGAUGACGUUUUAAUUUCGCUCUGGGAUGUUCAGAGUUCCAAUCUAAUAGCCUCCGUCACUCUCCAAGUCUCUAGGGUUCGGCUCUCGAAUGAUCAUCCUCCUAUGCUCAGGGGACUUGGUCAUUCAAAUAAUACGUGUCACACUUCACCAAAAGCAGAUAAAUUCUGUUUGGCAUCCAAUGAUGAGCUAAUUGUGUGGAAGGUGGAUGAUAAGCCAAAACGUAUACCUAGGCAUGACUUGUCUCUAAUUUGCUCGAGUGCAAGCGAGUCUCUUAUAGCUAUGGCCUCGGAAAGUGAAGAACAAAUUCUAGUCAUAAGUUUAGAAGAUGAUGAUAGUGAAUGUAGCAUAUCUUAUUCAGAAGACGGCCAACUUGAUGAUCUCAUAUUCCUCAACGUACCCGGUUGCCCUCUUUUAUCGUCUCAUUCAAAUGGAAAUGUUUUAUGUAUAAGACACUGGCAAGACGAAAAGGAUAAAAAAUACAACAUCUUUAGGAAUGUUUGUUUUGUCAGCGUCUCCCCUUGUUCAGAUCGCUUGGUCAUUGGUACCAAAGAAGACGAUUUAUAUAUGCAAUCGUCCGACUGUCAAUUCGAUAAACGCUUACAGACUAAUUCUGAGUGGAUAAGUCACCGAGGACACGUCGAAUUUUCUCCCGAUGCCACAACGCUUAUCGCUACUUCUUCCAGCUUUUGCCGAUUAUGGAACGCCGACAAUGGUGAUGUUCUGCACGACAUCGACUGUAAUUUUCCCUACUUGAUCGGCUUCGUCAAUAAUACUCACGUUUUGUUUUACGACGGUAUAAUGAUGGUGAUUAUGGACGUGGCAAGCAGGGAGGAAAAAGUUCAUACGCCUCUUACCGAAUGCCUGCAGUACGUGCCUUCCCUAAAUCCGCUAAUCGCUACAAGAGGUGGCGCUAUUACUGGGGUUUGUGAGAUUUCAAAGCGGCUAGUCGUUCUAAGGACUCAUAAUCUCCCCUCGGCAGCGAGACAGACAACGCUACAACGUAUGAAGAGUAUAACGAAAAAAGAAAGGAAAUGAUAUUACAAAAAAGUAACGAUUCUGAAAAAUAUGACUAAGAUGAUCAUGAUAAUAAUAAUAUGAAUAUGAAUAAUAAUGAGAAUCAUAUCAAUGAAUUAUAUAUAGACAUAUUUCUAGUAUGUAUGUAUACAUAAAUAUAUGUAUAUCUAUAUAUACCAAA